Molecule: messenger RNA, 3409 nt
Organism: Hippoglossus stenolepis (Pacific halibut)
Lineage: Eukaryota; Metazoa; Chordata; Actinopteri; Pleuronectiformes; Pleuronectidae
Product: vertebrate ancient opsin
Exons: 4
Coding region: 263-1489 (408 amino acids)
Biological process (GO): visual perception; G protein-coupled receptor signaling pathway
Cellular component (GO): membrane; photoreceptor outer segment
Molecular function (GO): G protein-coupled receptor activity
Source: RefSeq, a predicted model, not a curated record
UUAUUCUUCAGAACACCCCCUCUCCCCCUGCAGUGGGACACAAAGUUUAGACAUCAGCAAACUAACUAUUCACCGCCACACAUCUACCUCUGGCUUUACUUGGUCAACUGUUAAAAGCAACAAGUGCUGCACGCUUGGGACGACAGCUUAUCUUUAUUCUUCUUCCCCCCGACACACACCUAAGAAAGAAAAUGCUAAAGACAUAUUAGCCGCUUCAGUGCACCGUGGCCCAGUGUGCCACCGCCGUUGACACCGGGCUGCGAUGAUCGUGUCCAACGUGACCGUGAGCCUGAGCGGCGGCUGCGCGGGGGUCAACAGCGCUCUGUGCGCCGGAGCCGGGGAAGGGCACCCGGGCGGCGGCUCGUACCGGACCACCCUCACCCCGACGGGGAACUUGGUCGUGGCCGUGUGCCUGGGCUUCAUCGGCACUCUGGGACUCCUGAACAACCUGCUGGUGCUCGUGCUCUUCUGCCGCUUCAAGAUGCUGCGCUCGCCCAUCAACCUGCUCCUGAUUAACAUUUCCAUCAGCGACCUGCUGGUGUGCGUACUGGGGACUCCGUUCAGCUUCGCGGCCAGUACACAGGGACGGUGGCUCAUAGGAGAAGGGGGAUGCGUCUGGUACGGCUUCGCCAACUCUCUCUUUGGUAUCGUGUCCCUCAUCUCCCUGGCUAUCCUCUCCUAUGAGCGCUACAGCACCAUGAUGGUCCCCACCGAGGCGGACUCCUCCAACUACCGGAAGAUCUCUCUGGGCAUCACCCUGUCCUGGGUCUACUCCCUCAUCUGGACCGUGCCGCCGCUCUUAGGUUGGAGCCAAUACGGCCCUGAAGGUCCCGGGACCACCUGCUCUGUUGACUGGAAGGCCAAGACAGCGAAUAACAUCUCUUACAUCAUCUGCCUGUUUGUAUUCUGCCUCAUCAUACCUUUCCUGGUGAUCGUCUUCUGCUAUGGGAAGCUGCUGUGCACCAUCAGACAAGUGAGCGGAAUCAACCCAUCGACGAGCAGGAAACGUGAGCAGCGUGUGUUAUUCAUGGUGGUGGUCAUGGUGAUAUGCUACCUCUUGUGCUGGCUGCCGUACGGCAUCAUGGCCCUGAUGGCCACUUUCGGGCCCCCGGGCCUGGUUACGCCCGAGGCGAGCAUCAUCCCCUCGGUCCUGGCUAAGACGAGCACAGUCAUCAACCCAGUCAUCUACGUCUUCAUGAAUAAACAGUUUUACAGAUGUUGCCAAGCCCUGCUGCGAUGUGAGACUCCUCGACGCGGCUCCAGCAUAAAGAGCUCCUCCAAGGUCGCCACCAAGGCCGUGAGGGGCGUAACAGUCAAUGGUCCCCGCCGCACCAACGACUUACUAUAUAUGGUAGCAUCCCUUGGACAGCCAGCCGCCACACUGCCCCAACUGGGUCCUUCCUUUGAACCCACAAACGACAUCACUAAAGCCCUUUCUUCAGAGAACAAACCUGCCGUAGUAUCACUAGUGGCCCACUUUGAUGGCUGAUGAUUGUGGACUUUUUCAUAGCUAUAGCCAACCUCGUCAGUCAGGAAGUCAUCAAUAAUGAGAGGGGUGGUGUAACCGAGGCUUAGAGAUCAGCAACCGGCCAGUCCAGGUGGAUUUGACACAUCUGUUGCAUCAGUUCUGCCCCGGCUAGUAGAGAUGAUGGACAGUUAACAGAGGGUAAUCUUAGAUUGCCUCGGGAUGGGGGUCUAUGUUUCUCUGCAGAGGAAGAAGUGCACAUAUGUCUCACCACGCAUGAGAAGUGAAGGAUGUUCUUGAUGCAAUUUUGGGGAAAAGCUCUGCCAGACUGCUUUGACAAUAGAAGAGCAAGUGGAGGAAUAAUUUAUUUUGUGCAAUAUCUAUUUUUCGGGAAGGUAUUCUGUCAUUUUAAAGUCAAAACAGAAAUGUGUUCACAGUGCAGGACAAAGGGAUAAGAUGCAUUGAUAUGUGACUUGACUGUGGUUUCAAAGUGAGAAACACAAGAUGUUUAUUACGAUUCAUUUUUUUUAACUCUUUCCUAGAAUAGACAUGAUAAAGAAAUACAUGAAAAUAAAGACAAGGCGGAGUGUUGAGAAUGUACUAGUAAAAAUUUAAACCAUCAUUUAAUUAGACUUAUUAGACUAUUAUUAUCCCCUGAAAGUUUACGCUUGAUUUAUCACUUUGAAAUGCGUAAGGAGAUCGAAUUAAGUGGAUUAAUAAGUAGUUUGUUUGUAAAUGUAGCAUUGCUAGCAGCAGUCGCAUUUUGUUCAGGGAUAGAGACUUUAAGGUCAAAGAAAUAGUUGCAUGUUGGCAGGUUGCUGUAUAGUUCUUUCAAUAAAGAUUGUAAUUGAUAUGCAAAUGAGGUCGGACAAAUGCAAUAUCUGGUAAUGUUCCGUGGUCAUCACGGAGACAAACAAGUGGUGUCAGUAAAAAUCCUGAGAAUGUGUGCCUCUAUGCCCGAAUUUCUUCAUGGUUUCCAAGUUGACAUUUUCCCAAAAAACCUGAUGGCUGGUUACAACAUAGGUCCCUAAUUGUGACUCCUCCAUGUUAGUGGUUGGGACACUGACAUCACAGUGACAUAUGUUCAAGUGCUCAUUUCAUUACAUUUAGUAUUAGUUAUAUAGUUACUUGAUGCUAUAUAUACACGGGUUGAAACAAAAUGAUUCACAACUGAUACUAACUCACAAUUGGUCGAGCAUGUGUAUCGGUGGCAGCUCCAUCCCCCAGAUUCUGGCUCCAAAUGCCCGAAAAGGCGGUGUUUGUAUGCGUAUGCAGUCUAUGUAGUUUGCAUGUGCUGAAGUUGGUUAAAUCCAAAGCGCAGUUCGUCCUUAAAAUAAUUGAGGUCACAAGCCCUUUAUUGUGACAGGGUGAUUUUCAAACAUCCUGGAAAUGAUCAGCAGUGCUUUUCUCAUGGGUACACAGCAGUGUAUUGUUGAAAGAUGUCAGCCUCUACACAUAAUAUUUAAAGUUAUUUGCUUUUACAAAAGUCACUAAUGUUUAUAACAGCCUCUGAAGUUAUUCAGAGGCAUUAUCUCAGAAAAUGCAACAGCACCCACAGCAAAAAUAAAUUUCUUUUCCCCAGGACGCAACAAUAGACUUUAUCUGAGGCAACAAAACUUGAUAUAUGGUUGUUCUGUAUAUAUUGUUUGCAAAGUGCUUGUCUGCAUCUUGUUCAAAUUUUUUGGAAACUGAUUUUACACUUUCCCAUCUUGCAGCACAAAGAUAACUGGAGUUUCUGACAGCAGUGCAUCAGUGCUGUGUUGAAUGUCUGGUGUGGUACCUUUCUCUACUGCAUACCGUCACUUUAAUUAAUUCACUUUUAGCUCACAGACUGUUUGCAGCUGUGGAGGUCUUGUAUAGAUUAUUGUACACAUGUUGAUACCAAAGCUAAAGAAAUUGUCAUAUAUUUUGAGAGUGCUGUUCAAUAAAGUUUUUUGGUCUAAA